Messenger RNA from Blepharisma stoltei, 447 nucleotides. NCBI's taxonomy places the organism in Eukaryota, Ciliophora, Heterotrichea, Heterotrichida, Blepharismidae. The record is from the annotation of a GenBank genome assembly.
AUGUAUGGAUAUUACAAUAAAGUUCAAGCCUCACGGUCAAUUAGAAAAAUAGCAGAAAACCAUAGGCCAGAUAUAUUUGCCUUUCAAAAAGGUAACUACAAAUCGCAACAGAUUUUUCUUGCGGGGAUUACAGGACCCUCUGAAACUCCAUACGAAGGUGGAAUAUUUUAUAUCUCAGUUUUCCUUCCCAGCAACCAUAAUAAUUACAAGUUCCAGUUCCUUACCAAAAUUUUGCACCCAAAUAUAAGCGAGGAUGGAACAUUUCAGAUAGAAAUGCCCAGUAAAGCCAAAGAAGAUAUUGAAGAUGGGCUUAUAUGAAUAAUCGAACUUUUGAAGAAACCAAAAUGGGAAUUAGCCACUAAUAAAGAAUUAGUACUAAUUUAUAAAGAAAAUGAAGAGAUAUACUUUUCUUAUGUUAAAGAAGCUGCAGUUAUGUAUGCGAUUUAA